AUGUUUCUCACACUAGUUGCAAGUGUUCAAUCAGUGGAAGCCACUGAAGUUACAUUUGGUCCAGGAAGAGUCAACUUCACAGGAAUCAAUACAACAACAAUUGUUCUUCCUAAGAAGACAGAUGAAAAGGAUGUUUACUUCGUAAUCCAUAAUCCUUUUGCAUUUUUGACAGAUGGAAAGAAGAUCCCAGCUCCAGUUUAUAAAAAUGUUGAAGAAAUUAAUCUUACAUUCCGCCAUCAUAAGAAGCCAUUUCUUGAAUACACAGUCAUUGGUAUUGAAGCUAACCAAUGCGAUACAGUUGAUUUUGUUUUCGGUGGUCACAAGAAUUUCACAUUUGGCAACAAGAAGUUCGACGAUGUUGAAUUAAAGAAUAAUACAAAGGCUUGCGUUGCUUUUGUAGCCCCAUUUGAAACAAAUUACACUGUUAAAGCAAUCAAUGCCUCUGCCAGUUCCUCAAAUGAAGCUUAUGAUUACAACUUUGAGAAUGGCCAGACAGUUUUAGACACAACAACAAUUAAUACCACAACAAUUGUUGCUCGCCUUACAACAACAGAUGCUGCCUCUGGUUUGUUCAUUGUUUCUCAAAGACCAAAUUUCCCACAUCCACCACAUAAUGGAACAGAGAAGCCAAACUUCCCACAUCCACCACAUAAUGAAACAGAGAAGCCAAACUUCCCAAGAAAUGAAAAGCCAACAUUAUUCGGCGGAAAGUUUGAUGGAAAGAAGGAACGCAAAGAUCGUCCACAUCCACACCCAGAACAUAUGAGUUUCCGCUUCCAUGUUGCUGCUGAUAACAGUUCAGUCAAGUUCAGCCAAGUUGCUGCUGAAAAGGAAAUCCCAGAUCAUCGCAACGAUGAAAACCAUGAAAGAAAAGAUUAUAAUGAUAGAGACAACAAGAACCAUGGUGACCACAAGGAUCGCAAUGGAAACAAUGGCAGAAGGACAAAGACUGUUUCCCCAAGAACACGCACACAAGCAAGACCAACAGGUGGUUCAAGACCAACAGGAGGAAACAGCGGUUCUUCAUCAUCAAAUGAAAAGUCAUAUGAUAACUCAAAGAAGCAUUCGAACAAGGCUUACACACUCGGUCUCUACAUUGGUGUACCAGUCUUAAGUGCAGUUAUUGUUAUUGGAAUCAUUGCUGCUGUCAUCAUCACUUGCAGAAAGCGUAAGAAUAACGCUGAUAUUACAAAAGUUGAUUCAAUCGAUCCAGAUGACGAAGAAGUCAGGGUUGAAUAUAAUGCAAGUGUUAAUGAUCAACUUCUUGUUUGA
Trichomonas vaginalis G3 is the source of this 1272-nucleotide messenger RNA. RefSeq lists its product as uncharacterized. The transcript has a single exon. The record is from RefSeq and is a predicted model, not a curated record. The coding region runs from base 1 to 1272 and encodes 423 amino acids. NCBI's taxonomy places the organism in Eukaryota, Parabasalia, Trichomonadida, Trichomonadidae.